This is a messenger RNA of Condylura cristata (star-nosed mole), 1617 nucleotides long. Its product is annotated as soluble scavenger receptor cysteine-rich domain-containing protein SSC5D-like. The coding region runs from base 40 to 1617 and encodes 525 amino acids. NCBI's taxonomy places the organism in Eukaryota, Metazoa, Chordata, Mammalia, Eulipotyphla, Talpidae. The record is from RefSeq and is a predicted model, not a curated record. The transcript is spliced from 3 exons.
CGCGGGGAGGCCGCUCAGUUCCCCUCCCCUGCAGGUGACAUGGGCGGCGACGAGGCCCCCUGGACCUGGGGCUCACCUUCAGGGGGGGCUGUGGCCGAGGGGACCCUCCCAGCAUCCCGGCCCGGGCCCACGCUCAGCACGGGGACCACUGGAAGCCCAGGCGGCGCCUCGGCAGCCCCGAGGGCUCACGGGGACACAGGUUCUGCAGGGAAAGCGAGGUCCGAGCAGCUGCGGCCCACAGCUAGCAGGGCAGCGCCCCCAGCCCCCUCCCCAGCUCCCUCCACCUCGUCCGGACCCCUAAGCCCAAGCCCCCCACUGACCUCCAACCCCGCACCCCAGCACCUCCCAGUCUCAACAGGGGCGGUGACCUCAGAGCCUCCUCACACGUGGCCUCCCAGCCCAGACACUGCCUCCUGGAGGAGCCCCGACCUCAGCUCCAUUACCCCAGGCCUCACACCGGCCGCCCCUGAAGCCACCGCCUUGAUGGCGGAGCUCUCACCUCCCCCUCCACCCACCUCGCCCCCAGAACGGACCUUGGACUCCUCUGCACCUGCAGGGGUGACCCGCCUUUCCCCCACCCCAGAGCCCACCCCAGAGCCUGACACAGCCUCGGGCUGGGUCACCGCUCCACACCCCAGCACGGCCGCAGAAUCUUUUAGGUCCCCGCACCCGGUCACAAGCCCUCCCCCCACCUCCGCCCUUCACCCCAACACGACCUCUCAGCACACGACCACCCUUCUCCCCACCACAGCCCUUCCGGCCACAGCCCCUGACCCUGCCGUGCCCUGGCACCCCACUGCCACCAGUCCCCAACCCCCCUUCACCCCUCACCCCCCCGCGACGCUGGCCACUGCCUCUGCCCCUGGGAGGACCCCGCAGACCCUGACAGGGGCUGGCGGCCUCGCACCGGUGCCCGCGGUUGGGCCCAGCUCGCACCCGCAGGCGCCCUCCUCGGGGGUCCCUCAGCUCUCCACGCCCCCGACGUCCCUCCUGGACCCCCCUGUGGACCCGGGGACGGACGCCACAACACCUGGAAGCCAGAGUCCGGGGCCCAGCCCGCCGUCUGCCCAGCCCCCCCCGGAGAAGCCCUGGGGCCGGGACUGGGGCUCGGCUUACCUGGCGACGGGUUGGGUGCUACUGGAUCGGAUACUCCUAGUGGGGGGCGCCAGCCUCGCCCUGGGCGGCCCUGGGGCCUGUGCUCACACCACCCCCGGAGGCUCCUGCCAGCAGGUGGGGGCUGCGUGGGGGAGCCGGAGGGGCCCGCAGAGGGAGAUCGGGGGCCUCCGAGGAGCCCCGGCAGUGACGCGGGGCUGUGGCUCUGCAGGGCGACUUCUGAGCACCCCACUGACAGGAAUGCAGCGUGAAGGUCACCCUUCUUGCAGCGUGGCCGGACGCGCCCAGGGAGCUGCAGCGCAGCGCGGUUUCAGGCCGGCAUUGGCCGCUGUGGCCAGAGAACCCCCAGCCUGCGCUCGCCCCGCCGGCGCCGCGGGCCGUUCGCCGCCGUCUUGCCUCUUCCUUCUGGACGUCUCCGAACGGAUCACCCCCGGAGACUGGCUGCUCCCCCGCACCCCCACCAACCUGGGCCGCCAGCCGGCCCUCCUUUUCAGGGCCGAGUAA